Vespula pensylvanica (western yellowjacket) is the source of this 1058-nucleotide messenger RNA. Its product is annotated as actin-binding Rho-activating protein-like. The transcript is spliced from 4 exons. Bases 234 to 740 code for a protein of 168 amino acids. NCBI's taxonomy places the organism in Eukaryota, Metazoa, Arthropoda, Insecta, Hymenoptera, Vespidae. The record is from RefSeq and is a predicted model, not a curated record. Gene Ontology annotation, molecular function: actin binding. Gene Ontology annotation, biological process: positive regulation of Rho protein signal transduction.
GCGACGCCGCAUUCAUAAGAGAAACGCCGGUCGGCUUACAUACUCAUGUACACAAAUAUCCACGGAAUACGCGAAACGUUAGCGACAAAGUGUUUCCAAACAAUCGUUUCGAAUAUCGCGAAAGAGAUAUUUUUCUCCAGAGAGAGCUCGACAAUCAAUUAUUUAUAUUCCGUUAUCAAGCCAAAGCAGUAUUCAUAUUUUGUUUCUUCGUACGCUUACCUACGGCUUUAAUCAUGUCUUCGGUAAUGUUCGAAUCCUUGGGAGCCAAGGUAGCCAUGUUCGACCAAUAUGCGAACAAGCACAAAGACGCACAGAGCAAAAAUCCAUUUACAUCCGGCUUGAAUAUAGAAAAGCCAAAAUUCUCCAAAGAGGAAUACGGCAGGCCAGCCGCGGGAUCUCUUUCGGACAUACGCGGUCGCAAAGCCACCGCGCAUAUUCUUCGAGAGAUUUUGGAGUUAUGCGAUAUCAUUUAUCAAAAUGGUACGCCAUGUCGCGAUCAACCCGAUAUCACCGGCAUAACGUUCGGCGAUCUCUUCAACAUUUAUACCCACAUCAGCGACAAAUGCGUUGGUCUUCUUUUAAGAGCCAGAAAACAGGGUCUCGUUAAAUUCGAGGGAGAAUGCCUUUUCCAGAGAAGGGACGAUGACGUGCCGAUAUUCCUCGUGAAGCCGAUCGCCGAGAUACGCGAGGACUUCAACGGACGUCUCAAAGAGAUCACGAAAGAGAUACCGAUCAGUUAAUGCACGACCACCCUUUACGCAUUUCUACGCGGUGCCUUUAAUCGGUGCCUUAAUCGAUAUCUUCCCCGUCGGAAAAUCUACUAAAACGUUUGUACCGUUUCACGGCGCGAUUCGCGCUAUUGUAUUUAUUGUAUCUUAUAACAUUAUUCGGGACGUGGCAAUGGAAACGCGAAUGACCAGUAUGAGAGGGAGAGAGAGAGAGAGAGAUGUGCGUGAGUGCGAUUCGAUGUAAAUAUUUCGCGGUAAAAAACUCGAUUCGUUUAAUGUGAUAUUACGCCUAAAUAGAUCAUUAGAAAUAAACGAACAAAUUUGUACUAA